Molecule: messenger RNA, 429 nt
Organism: Colletotrichum lupini
Lineage: Eukaryota; Fungi; Ascomycota; Sordariomycetes; Glomerellales; Glomerellaceae
Exons: 3
Coding region: 1-429 (142 amino acids)
Source: RefSeq, a predicted model, not a curated record
AUGUCUCUGCUUCCUGCUCCCAAGAUGAAAUGUGGAGAUGGCCUUGGCACGCCUCACGGUGGAGAUGUCUCGUGGGCUUCUGCUGCAGCACUGGCACAACUGCACUUCGCUUCCAGGCUUUCUCCCAUGGGCGCUCAGAAGGACGCUCACCAAGGCACGCGAGGAGAAGGAGGCGACUUCUGGGUGGGAAUCCACAUGCAGAGCGGCCUGGCGAGAACAACUGUCAACAAACAGUGCAUCCCACCGCGGGCUGGACGAGGAUCAAUGGGCCUGGAAGAACUGAACGGAAGGAAGAAUUGGGUAGUAACAAUACGCGUGUUUUUUGAGUCACCAUGCUUCUUCGUUCGUGGUCCCCGUCUUCAGCUGGACAACGUUCCUUUGUCUUUUUAUGCUUUCCAGCGGCCCGUCACUAGUGUGUCCUUCUACUAA